ACAUGUACACUCCAAUGAACAUCACGCUAUACUGCACCUAAGAUGAGAACAAAAAAACAACAACUUCCUGAAAUGGGCAGGUGCUGCAGGUAAAACCGGCUCGAGUACCUGAAAGAAGCUCGCAAGAGGAAGACAAGUGCACAGCGGUCAUACAAGUUUUCAGUUUAUUGGUAUGACUUGUCAGUGUGGAGUUAGAGCAUUGAGUCAGGAAGCAUUGGGGCUUUAUCAAGAUGAACACCACCAUGAAAAGGAAGCCAAUGAUAAACACCAUUUACUUGGAGGAACUGAACCAGGAAACAAAUGAAUCUCACACUGAAGCCACAGAGGAUAAAACGUAUACUGUGGAGGAUGCUGUGGAAACCAUUGGGUUUGGCCGAUUCCAUAUUCUUCUGUUUUUCAUAAUGGGAAGCACAAGUAUAGUUGAAGCCACUGAGAUUAUGCUGCUAGCUGUCGUGUCCCCAGCCAUUCGAUGUGAGUGGCGCCUGGAAGACUGGCAGGUGGCAUUUGUCACGACGAUGGUGUUUCUGGGCUUCAUGGUUUGCAGUCUGUUUAGUGGAUACCUGGCUGACAAGUAUGGACGGUGGAAGGUUGUCUUUGGCUGUUUUGUCUGGGGUUUAUAUUUCUCAUUGCUGACCUCAUUCGCCCCAACAUACGGCUGGUUCGUCUUCUUGCGUGCCAUGGUAGGGGUUGGUGUGUCUGGUCACUCUCAGGGGUUUGUUCUAAAAACAGAAUUCCUGCCAAAAAAAUACAGAGGUUUUAUGUUACCUUUGGCAUCGUUUUUUUGGCUGAUAGGUUCAUUGAUGGUGAUUGUCCUGGGAUUAGCAGUUGUUCCCACUUAUGGCUGGCGCUGGCUGAUUCGAAUCUCCACUAUUCCCAGCAUCGUCCUUAUUGUUUUAUUUAAGUUUAUUCCUGAGUCUGCCAGGUACAACGUCUCAUCAGGAAACACCACAGUUGCCAUAGAAACUCUGCAAAAAAUUGCAAAAAUGAAUCGGGCCUGCUUGCCGGAGGGAAGAUUAGUGGAGUCUAUUGUGGAAAGGAGAGGAUAUUUUCUGGAUUUGUUAACUCCUUCGUAUAGGAGAACAUCACUGAUAUUGUGGUAUUCAUGGUUUGUUGCCUCUUUCUCAUACUAUGGAAUUAUCCUGGCCAGCUCUGAGCUGCUUGAGCGAAAUCUUGUCUGUGGCACCCAAGCAGGAAUAAAGACCAAUGGAGCUGAUGGUGCACCGUGCUACUGCAGCUCCUUUGGACCCUCGGAUUAUCACACAAUGCUUAUUAGCACUCUUGGAGAGAUUGCAUUUGUACCUUUGAAUAUCGCAACAUUAAAUUUCUUAGGGAGACGACUUUCCUUAACUAUUUCCACGCUGGUAACUGGAAUUUUCUUCCUCCUUCUCAACAUCUGUACAACAAGUUUUGGAUUGACUGUGUUGUUAUUUAUUCUUCGUGCCCUUGCGUCAACAAAUUUUAACACUGUUUACAUUUAUACUGCAGAGGUAUACCCCACUACAAUGCGCUCUGUAGGAAUGGGUUUUUGUAACUCGGCUAGCCGUAUUGGUGGAAUGACAGCACCAUUUAUAGCUCAGGUUCUAAUGUCAAAAUCCGUGGCCUUGGCUCUGUGUCCGUUUUCUGUUGCAUGUUUUAUAUGUGCAGUCGCAGUUUGGUUUUUGCCCAUCGAGACCACAGGACGUGCUCUUCAGCAAGAAAAAUGAUCUGGACCAGUCUAGAACAGGAGACUAUGAAGGAAUGAAUUGCUGGGAAUAUCAUGUGUAAUAAUGUUCUUUUAUUUAUUAUAGUUGAAAUACUGUAUUUCAGCUGUUGAUCUAAAAUGAACCCUUAAUUAAAGAAAUGGAAGGUUCACUUUUAUAAUUAAAAAAUUGUA
Messenger RNA from Acipenser ruthenus (sterlet), 1873 nucleotides. It is a transcript of the gene svopl, whose product is annotated as SVOP-like. Gene Ontology annotation, molecular function: transmembrane transporter activity. Gene Ontology annotation, cellular component: membrane. The record is from RefSeq and is a predicted model, not a curated record. Gene Ontology annotation, biological process: transmembrane transport. The transcript is spliced from 16 exons. Lineage: Eukaryota; Metazoa; Chordata; Actinopteri; Acipenseriformes; Acipenseridae. Bases 231 to 1703 code for a protein of 490 amino acids.